AAAAAGUGAAAUAAAUGAAUAAAAGAAAAAGAGAAAAAAAUUACAAGGCCGUCUAUUUCCUCGUUCCCAGUCCCCCUGUAGCAAGCAGCGGAAGGAAUGCCUGAGUGAUUUGAUAGUCUGAGCUGUCACAAGGUCAACAUGGCUGUCCGAUCUUGGGUUUGCAUCUUUCUCGUUGUUCUUAGCGCCAAUUUAGCGUUCAGCCGUAAAUGUCCAUGUAUAAAUCCUAAUCUUUGCAAGACCAUAGAUCGCCCGCCAGGAAAGGAGUUAUUUUUCUGGACCGACCAUCCCAAAGUAUGGAAACAGUACGACUGGAACAGGAUCACAACUAUUGGCAUUUUCCGUGACUGGGAUGACGAACUAUUCUGUUACGCUCAUUCAAAGGGAGUKCGUGUUGUUGUGACGUCAAACUUCCCCAUUGAAAAACUGAAUAGUAGUGAAGUACGAGAAGAAUGGGUGAAAAACAAGACAUCGUUUGCAAUGGAGAACUUUGCKGACGGUAUCAACAUUGACAUUGAAGGCCCAGUUGACAAGGAAUCAAAGGAAGUUACAUUGUUGACUAAACUAGUGAAAUCAACUGUGGAUUCYUUUAAAAAGAAUAUUCCUGGCUCACAGGUAACAUUUGAUGUAGCCUGGUCACCAAACUGUGUAGAUGGCAGGUGCUAUGACUACAAGGCUAUCGCUGAUGCUGUGGAUUUCUUGAUUAUCAUGGCUUAUGAUCAACAAAGUCAAAUCAAAGAAGGUCCAUGUAUUGGUAAAGCAAAUUCACCAUAUGAUCAGACAAGACAAGGUGUUGAAGAGUACAAAAAGCUGAACAUCAGUACUGACAAGCUAGUGCUUGGUCUACCAUGGUAUGGCUAUGACUACACCUGCAUAAAGUUUGACACCACAAARAACACCUGCUACAUCAAAGAGGUGCCAUUUAGAGGGGUUAACUGCAGCGACGCAGCAGGACGUCAAAUCACAUAUUCUACUAUACAAGAUCUUCUUCUCACAAGAACGGACUCGGGACGUCAGUGGGAUAUGGCGUCACUGUCUCCUUACUUUUGGUAUAAUGAUCAAUAUGGUACAGUUCACCAAGUUUGGUAUGAUGACCCUUCAAGCCUGAGUAUUAAAUACCGAUAUGCAAUGGAGUAUGGCAAGAUGAAGGGUAUUGCUAUCUGGAAUGCCGAUUUGCUGGAUUACAGUGGCUUGACGAGAGGAACUCUUCAGGGUCAUCUGAUGUGGAGAACAGUGCGAAAUACUCCUGGCGUGAAGUGCCUGCAGUAUCCAUGCAAAUAGAGAUCAAAUCUGCUCUUGAAUCCAUGAUGCACUGAUAGUUAGGCAUCAAAAAUGUAGGGUGUCAUUCCUACACCCUUUAGAAAUGCUCAAUAAUUAGGGGUUGCCAAUGGUCCUUGCAAGAUUUUCCAAGACAGCAAGGAUAGGUUUUUCAAAUCCAAAAUUGAGACAAGAUUACAUCGAGGCAGAAUUAGAUGAAUGAGACCUUGAGAAUUUAAAUACAUAAACCAAGAAUUUGUGUGUCUUUUGGGAAAGUUUUUUAAAAGGAACCAUUUGCCACCCCAAGUGAUAUUGUACAAUCUACAACAAUGAAGAAAUUAUAAAAUAUAUGACAGAUCAGAUUAGUAUUUAUAGAAUUAUCUGUAAGUUGUAUUUUCAUAGAGAAUUAAUCAUCACAACUACCAUACAAAUACUGGUAAAAAUACAAAGUUUAUUCUUGUUCUGUAAAUUGAUAUUCAUUGAUACAUUAUUUUUGAAGCUUGCUCAAUUAUUAUUAAAUACUUUUGUGGAACUACA
This is a messenger RNA of Exaiptasia diaphana, 1791 nucleotides long. Its product is annotated as di-N-acetylchitobiase. Gene Ontology annotation, molecular function: chitinase activity; chitin binding. The transcript is spliced from 4 exons. Lineage: Eukaryota; Metazoa; Cnidaria; Anthozoa; Actiniaria; Aiptasiidae. Bases 139 to 1278 code for a protein of 379 amino acids. The record is from RefSeq and is a predicted model, not a curated record. Gene Ontology annotation, cellular component: extracellular region. Gene Ontology annotation, biological process: chitin catabolic process; carbohydrate metabolic process.